Coprinopsis cinerea okayama7#130 is the source of this 1056-nucleotide messenger RNA. RefSeq lists its product as hypothetical. The transcript has 7 exons. The record is from RefSeq and is a predicted model, not a curated record. Lineage: Eukaryota; Fungi; Basidiomycota; Agaricomycetes; Agaricales; Psathyrellaceae. Bases 1 to 1056 code for a protein of 351 amino acids.
AUGGCGCCUAGAAUGCGUACGUUUGACGAUCGUAAUCUCGAGAGGCGGGCGUCGUUGAUCCUGUCCUGUAGUUUCAACAUCAGCAUGGAUCCUAAUGUCGACAUCGCCGAGACGUCGACCUGUACCACCUGUCGUUUCAAGGAGGACAAGUCCAACUACUGGACGGCAGUUAUGUACUUCAAACACCCUAACGGAAGCUUCAUUCGAGUUCCUCAAGCAGCGAACGGAGGAACAGGACGGCCUAACGGCGGUAUGACUAUCUACUACAUUCAGCCACCUGGAAACCUCCCUGUUACGGCGUUCCGCAAGGGCUUUAGGAUGAUUACUGGGAACCCUAUGAUCCGAAACUACGAUCACGUUCGCGCCGACAGCCCUGAAGCGUAUGCCUUGACGUACAGAUGCUGGGACGACGUGCCAUUCAGCGAUUGGGCGUACGCACCGGGCGUUGGUCCGUUCGAGAGCAUUCACCUUCCGAAGAAGAAAUGCCUCGGUGGUAUCCGAGCGAAUAUCUUCUUCCCAUCGUGCUGGGAUGGAGUGAACUUGGAUAGUCCAGAUCACCAUAGCCACGUUGCGUUCCUCCGGGCAAAGGUCCCUCCCCAAGGGAUCUUCUAUCUCAGCGGCGAAUGCCCAGAAACCCAUCCCGUUCGUAUCCCCCUUCUCUUUAUGGAGACCGUUUGGGAUACUCGAGCCUUCAACCAUCUGUGGGAGGAAGACGGGAGCGGGAACCAGCCUUUCGUUCUCAGCAUGGGUGAUCCAACUGGAUACGGACACCACGGAGACUACGUGUUCGGCUGGGAAGGUGAUUCGCUGCAGAGGGCGAUGGACCAUUGCUUAGAUCGGGGCGACUUCCCCGAUGACUGCAAGGAGCUCACGACUAUCUCCGAUGACGAAAUGAACCAGUGUGUUCAAGAACCUGUCGUAGACGAAGUGACUGAAGGCUAUCUUGCGAGUCUCCCUGGAUGCAAUCCCAUCCAAGAAGGUCCUGGCCCUGCAACUCUGGUUCCAAAUUGCGACGCCGUCUCGACGACGGGAUUCGCGCGACCCACCCCCAAUUAG